AUGGGUGAGCUUGUAAAUGCUGCAAGAACAUUAGGUGAAACAGGAAAUUUUGUAGAUGGUUUUAAAAGACUUGUUUCAAAUGUUUUAACAAACACAAAGAAAUUAUUUAGAUGUACCAUACAUAACGGUCAGAUUUUCGAACAGAUAGCAACAAACCCUCCGGUUAUGGCUGCGUUGAUGAUGGUUAGAGAUAUAAAACCACGUAGCGGUGAGGGCGAAGAACAUGAACAACAGGAUACUGGUCGGGUUAUUCGAGACAUUAAAAACGUGUAUCCUGAAGUUAUUGAUUUAUUUAGAGGAGUUAAUGAUUCAAUUUCAAAACAUUCUAUAACCCUCGAUGAAGAGAAUAAAUUAACAGAUUAUAUAUUCGUCAUUAUUGCAGAAUUAAUGAAGAGAAUAAAUGAAAAAGGAAUUAGUGAUAUCAUUAAUGUCAGCGAUGUAAUGAUGAAAAGAAAUUUUGACUCAUUAUUUACAAAACCGAAAACAGAAUAUAGUCUUUAUGACGUAAUUACCGAAUUAAUGAAAAAGAUUAAUGAUAAUAAGAGUUCUGGCGGGAGAGUUGAAUUAGAAGUGAAUGAUGUUAAUGAGAAAUUAGCCGAAAAAGCAGACAAAAAUGAGCUUUUAGCUCUGAGUGAUAAAGUCAAGAACCACGUUCAUUAUAUAACUUCAGACGAACAGAUUAUAACGGACUACCAUGGAUAUUUAACACGAAGUGAAGAAGUGAAGACGGAAGAUGUUAAUGAAAGAAGAUAUAAAUACAUUCGUGCUAAAGGUUAUGACAUAAGCUGUACUGUACAGUAUGACACGGGUAAAACACCAGAAGCAUUUAGUUAUAACGAUGAAAUUUAUGCCUCUACUUUCUCUGUUAAAGAUGUAUUAGUUGAACCAAGAUUUACUUUGAGAGUUAAGUCAAAAAUAACGUUUGAAGAUGCUAUUAAAAAUAAAGCUGACAAAGUUGAACUCGAAGCAACGAACAAAGUUUUGAAAUCUCAUAAACACAACAUCUCCGAUAUAAAUGAACUUCAAGCUACAUUAAAUAGUAAAGCGGACAAAAAUGAACUUGACGCAAUGAACAAAGUUUUGAAAUCUCAUAAACACAAUAUCUCCGAUAUAAAUGAACUUCAAGCUACAUUAAAUAGUAAAGCGGACAAGAACCAUGUUCAUUAUAUAAGUUCAGACGAACAGAUUAUAACGGACUACCAUGGAUAUUUAACACGAAGUGAAGAAGUGAAGACGAAAAAUGUUAAUGAAAGAAGAUAUAAAUUCAUUUGUGCUAAAGGUUAUGACAUACACUGUACUGUACAGUAUGACACAGGUAUAGCACCACAAACAUUUGGUUAUAACGCUGAAAUUUAUGCUUCAUACUUCUUUGUUAACGGUGUAUUAGUUGAACCAAGAUUUAUGUUAAGAGUUAAGGCAAAAAUAACUUUUGAAGAUGCUAUUAAAAGUAAAGCGGACAAAAAUGAACUUGACGCAAUGAACAAAGUUUUGAAAUCUCAUAAACACAAUAUCUCCGAUAUAAAUGAACUUCAAACUUCUUUAGACAACAAAGCAGACAAAAACCAUACACAUGAAUCCUUCACUACUGUUAGAGCUGAUGACAUAAUACUGAACUUUGACCUUGGUUCAAGUGCACCUUUAGAGAAUCCAAGUACAAGCGUAAAAGAUACUCUUAACAAUUUAGAUAACAGUUGCAGGAACAUUGAAGGUCAUGCCAGAAACUUUGAAGCACAUGAACUACCAGCAAUGUUAGAUAAGAAAGCAGACAAAACUUAUGUGGAUGCAGAACUAACAAAGAAAUUUUCGAAACCAGAUACAAUGACAUUUACAACAGAAAUUAUAAAUGGUGAACCAGCAACUCCAUUUGAAUUUGUUAGAGGUCUUCAACCAGAUACUUUUGAAUUUUUCUUGGAUAAUUCUAUUGAACUAACAUUACAUUAUAAAAGUGGAACAAAUGCAACAUUUCAUCCGGGAGAUACAUUCCAAAUGGUAUUUAAUGACAUAAGUUCUUUAGAAUAUGUUUAUAGAGUUAUGAGCAUAUAUGAUUUAAUAUAUCCUAUAGGAGCUGUUUAUACGUCUAUGAAUCCAAUAAAUCCAAACACUUUAUUUGGUGGUAGAUGGUAUGAAAUAGUUGACAGUUUUCCAUUCUACACUAAUACGCAGUCAAUGAAGAUGGGAGGUUCAAAGAAAAUAGGUAUUGAAAACCUUCCUUCACAUAUGCAUAGGUUCAGUGGAAGAACAUCUGUGGAAGGAAACCAUUCACAUUCAAUAACAAAAAGAGGUUAUAUAAAUCUUGCAGCGGGUUCGAAUAGACAGGGAAUGAACAGAUAUAAUAUCUCAGAUGACCCCAAAGAUGUUAGCACAGGUAUUUUCUGUGGAACUGCAGGAAAUCAUACACAUGUUGUAGCUGGUAUUACAGACCCAGCAGGUAAUGGAAAAGAUUAUAUGCCUCCUUAUAUAACAAUGCACGCUUGGAUACGAGUUGGUUAA
Trichomonas vaginalis G3 is the source of this 2490-nucleotide messenger RNA. RefSeq names its product ATP binding. NCBI's taxonomy places the organism in Eukaryota, Parabasalia, Trichomonadida, Trichomonadidae. The record is from RefSeq and is a predicted model, not a curated record. The transcript has a single exon. Bases 1 to 2490 code for a protein of 829 amino acids.